AUGAAACUCAUUCUCAUAUUGCUGAUUGCUGGCGUGGCUUGCACCUUGGCCGCACCUGCCAACCAACAGGAACAUCAACAGGCGGAGUCCUUAAGCAAGGCGAAGCGUGGCCUGUCGCUUGGCCUUGGCUACCAUGCACCAUUGGUGACGCAUUCGCAUUAUGUGGCACCGGCUGUCGUGCACCAUGCGCCAUUGAUUUCCCAUGCACCGCUCAUUGCACACGCGCCUCUCAUUUCACACGCGCCGCUGAUUGCGCAUCCGGUGUCAUACCACUUGCCCACCUACCACUCCAUCCAUCAUUUUAAGUAA
Scaptodrosophila lebanonensis is the source of this 309-nucleotide messenger RNA. RefSeq lists its product as uncharacterized. The record is from RefSeq and is a predicted model, not a curated record. Lineage: Eukaryota; Metazoa; Arthropoda; Insecta; Diptera; Drosophilidae. The transcript is spliced from 2 exons. Bases 1 to 309 code for a protein of 102 amino acids.